AUGCGCCUGCGAGGGACGCCAUGCGGCAGCGGAUACAGCAAGCGAUGGCUAGCGACAACGGCACAAAUGGCGCCAUGUCCGGUGGCCGUGUUGGCGAGAACCUCACUGUCAAGAGAGCAACAUCCAUACCGGCAACCCCGCGAGCACGAAGAGACGAUACCGGGCGUGAGGCUGCAGCCACAUCAAGAAGCCAAAAAUGAAUCGCCUUCAGAUCCCUUCAUGUCCGUGAAUUUAGAAGACCGCACCCCAAACACACGAAGCCUUGGUGCAUAUCCCAGCAGAUCGUUCCACGAAGCACUGUCGCGAGCAGCAUACGCAAUCCCAGCUACGCCGCCGUCAAUGAGAGAGCAGGUCGCUACUUUCGCGCGUCGACAGAAGCGAUCAUUCGACAAUGGUGUCGAUGAUGCCGACGAUUAUAGCCCAAGCCCGAAGCGCAGAGCAUCGGAACGACCCAAAGCGGUUGUUGUGGUCCCACGCACACCGGUUGCAAACAGACCGCGGCAGCCCAAUGCGUCCACCAGAACACCAGCGUCAAAAUCUCCGAGGGUCCCUACACUUCUCAACAACGGCAAGGUCGUCAAUUUGACAAAGUGGCAAGCAGAAAAGCGCACGACGCGUUCCGAGCCCGUGGACAAAUAUCGAGCGCAUCCCCCGAUGAAGGGUUUGCUCUUCAGGGUCUGGGAAGAGGACCCAGCCUGUGAUCGUGACAGCAGGCAGGGACAUACCGCCAGGAAGUACUGGCGGAAGAACGCUGUACCCAACGAUCCACCUUCAGCACUUGAUCCGACAGAUGUGCUCAAUCAUAUGGACCGCGAGAUGGUAGACAGUCCAUUCAUCUCCACGUGCAGUCGAAUUCCAGCAGAUGCUAUUGUGCACGUCUUCCGGGCUCAAGACCUUGUCAAAGUUGCUGCCGAUGUCGAUUCCAUUGGGCGUGCACUACAGUCCGAGAUUCUUCGGGUGCCGCAUCAGAACUUGGCACGCACAAAGAUCCCUACCAUGAGAAAGAACAAGGUAGCACUGGGAGAAGAGAUCACCGAGGGCGUUGCUGAACUUUGCACAUUCCUCGGUCUCGACGCUCAUUCGACUGUGGAUCAUUUGUCGCACAUCGUGAGUGAUGUUGUAGACGGCUGGGUUCUGUCUAUAGAGCACCGUGAAGGUGAUGACUGGUAUCGACUCGCUACCAUCUUCGCCAGACGCCUAUGCAAACACAGUCCGCAGCCAGUAUCUUUCAAGGAGCGGGAGGCAGCAAAGUUCGCGUUCCUGAACGGUGUUGCCUGGGGAUGUGGCGACCCGAACGCGGCCCAUACACCAAAUCUGAUGGCGCAGAAGCAGAGAAAAGCGACUGCAGCUGGCCUGAGAUCGCCUGCUCAAAUUUGCGCCGACGCCCUCGAUGCUGCGAAGCUGUCAAUUCUAGCCUAUGAGAAGGGGCAGAACGCACGGCUGGACCAGCAUCAUCACCGGCGACUACUGCACAACGCAUCCGCCAGCCGUGCUAUUGACGUUGGAGCUCAUGACCAGAUCAGCAUCAAUAUUGACGUCGAUGGAUCUGUCGAUAGUGACUCGGAUGAAGGAGAUAAGGUGGCUGACGACAGCGAGGAGGAAAUUAUCUUCACUGACCACCAACUUGGUUUGGAGUGA
Fulvia fulva is the source of this 1638-nucleotide messenger RNA. RefSeq lists its product as uncharacterized. The record is from RefSeq and is a predicted model, not a curated record. Lineage: Eukaryota; Fungi; Ascomycota; Dothideomycetes; Mycosphaerellales; Mycosphaerellaceae. The transcript is spliced from 4 exons. The coding region runs from base 1 to 1638 and encodes 545 amino acids.